AUGUUGGGAGGAAGCAACACCAAUUCAUUAGUUCCGAUCUUCCUUGAUGAGAACAUCUUCCAGUAUCCUUCAAAUCAAUUGCAGCUGUUUGGAAAUGUUCCAGCCACACAUCAUGUUGAUCCAGUAAAUUAUUCUGGUAGAGAGCAUAACAACCCUGCCUUUCUGCCCAAUAAACGAUCAAGAGAAGCUGAUACUAAUUUAAUGCAGAAAAAGCUUCAGAUAUCAUUGAACCAGAAUUUUUAUAAUGAAGAAUCUGAUCGCCCAUCAAGCAUUCCAAACCCACAUACUGUAUCCACUGGUUUGAAAUUAUCAUAUGAUGAUGAGGAGAGAAACUCCUCAAUCACUUCAGCAAGUGGAAGCAUGACUGGAGCAACACCACUUAUGUCUUCUUUUGGUGAUAGUGUCACAACUGAACUUGAUCGACAGAAUGAAGAACUUGAAAGAUACAUUAUGCUUCAGGGAGAAAAUAUGGUGAAAGGAGUGAAGGACAUACGACAGAGACACAUGGCUUCAUUCCUAACUUCCAUCAGUAAAGGAAUAGACAAAAAGAUACGCGAGAAAGAUGUUGAGAUCGAAGCCAUAAACCGUAAAAAUAAGGAUCUUGUGGAAAGAAUAAAACAGGUGGCAAAUGAAGCCCAAAAUUGGCACUACAGAGCAAAAUACAACGAAUCAAUAGCCAAUAUGUUGAGAGCAAAUCUUCAGCAAGCAUUAGCACAAGGAAACGAGCAACAAAUAAAAGAAGGAUUUGGUGAUAAUGCGGAUCUUGAAAAUGAUGCUGUGUCUUCUAUAGAUCCAAAUAAUUACCUUGGAAAGUUUGAUAAUCAUAAUUCUAAUCAUAAUGGUGUUAUGAUAUGCAGAGCGUGUAAGGUGAAGGAGGUGUGUAUUCUUGUGAUGCCAUGUAGGCAUUUGAGUUUGUGUAAAGAUUGUGAUAGUAGAGGUGUCAAUGUUUGUCCUGUAUGUCAAGUUGUGAAAAGUGUUGGUGUUGAAGUGUACAUGUCCUAAUUAAAAUAUCAUCAACAUUCAAACUAGGUUAGGCUUGUGUUGUGAUGUCGAAUGUCGAUGAUGAAAGUUUAAUUUGUGAAAUCAAGGAAUUGGUUACUUGUAUAUUCUAUAAGUAUAUGAUGAGAUUAUGCAACCAUGAUAUUUGGGGGUG
This is a messenger RNA of Lactuca virosa, 1153 nucleotides long. Lineage: Eukaryota; Viridiplantae; Streptophyta; Magnoliopsida; Asterales; Asteraceae. The record is from the annotation of a GenBank genome assembly.